GAGUGUGGCAGUGCAUGCUGGGAGUUGUCACUUCUCUGUUAUGGAAGCCACUGCUAUACAACGUCCUCUGUUUGGAGGUGCCUUCUCUGCCCUCCUCCCCCCAUUAAUACAAGAUGUCAGUGACCUGCGGGAGAUCCCCGACAACCAGGAGGUGUUUGCUCAUGCGCACACAGAUCAGAGUAUCAUUGUGGAGCUCCUGGAGUAUCAGGGCGGUAUGGCGGACCCCGACGCUGCUCGGUACCACUUUGAAGAUGUUGCCACCAGCAAUGAUGCCCAGGGAAAGGUGGAGAUUAUCAGCGUUGAGCCACUCCCACUGGCACAGCUCUCCCUCAGCAGCUGCUGUAGUGCCUGGGCCCUCACCGGUCACCAGCUUGUAUCCAAAUUCAAUGAACAGGCUCAGAAUACGGUCACCAUACACAUGGCUUUGUUCAGAAUGCCACAAUAUUCCACAGACCUCCUGGUGACAUUCAACCAUCCUGUAGCUAUAGAUCCAGCCAGCAGUAGCGCCCCCUCUGGAUCAUCAGACGGCUCCUCUCCUCCAUGGACUCAGGAAGAUUUCCACCGUCUCCUGUGCAGUUUCCGUCUACACGACCCCGGCAUCUUCGGCUGA
Molecule: messenger RNA, 610 nt
Organism: Staurois parvus
Lineage: Eukaryota; Metazoa; Chordata; Amphibia; Anura; Ranidae
Source: the annotation of a GenBank genome assembly